GUUGGGUGUAUGUUACAGCAGGAAUGUGUAUAUCAACAAAGGGAUCGAACAUAAUAUGUGACUUGUGAUCAAUAAAUCCUGGCUGAUUAAUAGACGGUUUAUGUGUCAGGAGAGAUUUUACUGAAAUAAGUGACAAGAACAGAAAUACAUGAAGUAUGGCGAUGAAGAAAUCUUUUAAUAACAUAAUCAAAAAGUCUAACUCUGAAAAAUCAAGCAUUUUAUCAGAUUCAUAUAUGUUCUCACAACAGAUAGUAAACACAAACCUCACACCUUUCUCAUGUUCUGAAUGUGGAAAAUGUUCUAGCUGUACACAAUCUCUUGUUAGACAUCAGAGAACUCACACAGGAGAGAAACCAUUCUCAUGUUUUGAAUGUGGAAAAUGUUUUGUCAAUAAAACAAACCUUGUGCUACAUCAGAGAACUCACACAGGAGAGAAACCAUUCUCAUGUUCUGAUUGUGGAAAAUGUUUUAGUCGUAAAGACACUCUUGUUAAACAUCAGAAAAUGCACACAGGAGAGAAACCAUUCUCAUGUUCUGAAUGUGGAAAAUGUUUUAGUAGUAGAGACACGCUUGUUGGACAUCAGAGAACUCACACAGGAGAGAAACCAUUCUCAUGUUCUGAAUGUGGAAAAUGUUUUGUCAAUAAAACAAACCUUGUGCUACAUCAGAGAACUCACACAGGAGAGAAACCAUUCUCAUGUUCUGAUUGUGGAAAAUGUUUUAGUCGUAAAGACACUCUUGUUAAACAUCAGAAAAUGCACACAGGAGAGAAACCAUUCUCAUGUUCUGAAUGUGGAAAAUGUUUUAGUAGUAGAGACACGCUUGUUGGACAUCAGAGAACUCACACAGGAGAGAAACCGUUCUCAUGUUCUGAAUGUGGAAAAUGUUUUAGUCGUAAAGAAACUCUUGUUAUACAUCAGAAAACUCACACAGGAGAAAAAACAUUUGCAUGUUCUGAAUGUGGAAAAUGUUUGGUCAAUAAAACAAAGCUUGUGCUUCAUCAGAGAACGCACACAGGAGAGAAACCAUUCUCAUGUUCUGAAUGUGGAAAAUGUUUUAGUAGUAGAGACACACUUGUUGGACAUCAGAGAACUCACACAGGAGUGAAACCGUUCUCAUGUUUUGAAUGUGGAAAAUGUUUUAGUCGUAAAGAAACUCUUGUUGCACAUCAGAGAACUCACACAGGAGAGAAACCAUUUGCUUGUUCUGAAUGUAGCAAAUGUUUUAGUAGUAAGGCAAAUGUUGUUAUACAUCAGAGAACUCACACAGGAGAGAAACCGUUUGCAUGUUCUGAAUGUGAAAAAUGUUUUAGUAGUAAAUACUUUUUUGUUAAACAUCAGAGAACUCACACAGGAGAGAAACCGUUCUCAUGUUCUGAAUGUGGAAAAUGUUUUAGUAUUAGAGGCACACUUGUUAGACAUCAGAGAACUCACACAGGAGAGAAACCUUUCUCAUGUUCUGAAUGUGGAAAAUGUUUUAGCCGUCACUCAGUUCUUGUUACACAUCAGAGAAUUCACACAGGAGAGAAACUGUUCUCAUGUACUGAAUGUUAAAGAGAUUUAUCUGUUAAUCCUAAUCUCCAGGUGAGGUGUCGCUUAAGAUUUUAUAAUGUAUAUGGAUUAAAAUAGGAAUAAAAUGU
This is a messenger RNA of Pelobates fuscus (common spadefoot toad), 1639 nucleotides long. RefSeq names its product gastrula zinc finger protein XlCGF26.1-like. Bases 156 to 1553 code for a protein of 465 amino acids. The record is from RefSeq and is a predicted model, not a curated record. NCBI's taxonomy places the organism in Eukaryota, Metazoa, Chordata, Amphibia, Anura, Pelobatidae. The transcript has 2 exons.